GUGGCUUGUGUGUUAGGGGGAAAGUCGUUUGAGGAGUCUCUUGGGCGCGCGGGUCGCGGAAGACAUCGGUCGCACUUGAUUUUUUCCUUCCAGCGAGUUUGUCUUGCCCUGAAUUACGUGCUUAGACCGCUUAGUCCUGCAUUAGACGUGGCGUAUUCAGCCAUGGCUACUAUCCGCAGCGUUCUAUCCGCUCAGGCAGGAGCGCAGCAGAUCAGCUUCUCUGCCACGUGUCAACGCACCGGGCAGCGCCAGGUAGCCACGCCAACGGCUAGUUUCUCGCGUAGCCCCGCCUUCCGUGCGUCCGCCGCUUCCCCCUCCGCGCUCCCCUCCGUCUUCCUCGGCCAGCAGGACUCUCUCCGCUUGCGCAAGGCCUCCCCCUCCGCCGUCUCCCCCUCCGCGCCCCGCCGGCGAGUCUCCCCCGUGAGAGCCGCGGAUGGCGACAGCGACGUGCCCGCGUUCAAGGGCUUUCCGCCGAUGCAGACGCGCCCCGCGUGGUACUGGCGAAUCCUGGCCGUCGUUCCGUACCUGCUGCCGCUCUGCGAGGCGUGGAUCUACAGCGAAACGGCGCAGUCGCUCUUCCAUUUUCUGUUCACCUACGAGCAGCUCUGUCAGCCGUUCCUGAUGCUCCUGGGUCUCCUCCCAUCCUGGUUCAUGCUGGCUUACUUCUUCGGAGCGUACCUCGGGGUUGUCAGGAACAACCGGUGGCCGCAUUUCCUGCGGUUCCACGUAGUUACCGGGAUGCUUCUGGAGAUUAUUCUCCAGGUGAUCGGGACGCUGAAUGAUUGGAUUCCCAAGUCCGUGUAUUGGGGGAAGAUCGGCUCGCACUUCUGGCUCGCUAUUGCGGUCGCGUUUAUCUUCAUCGUGCUCGAGUGCAUCUGGUGCGCGAUCCGCGGGACGUACGCUGACGUGCCGUUCAUCUCAGACGCAGCGUACAUGCAGAUCCCGUACGAGUGAAGGCGUACGAAUUCAGGGGAACGGAAGGGGAGGUCCGUACGAGUGAAGAGGUAGGAGGUCAGAGACGAGGGGUUCCGUACACGCAGAUUCCUCAUCAUACCCAUUUGCGGUAUUUGUGGGACACGCAGAGGACUAUACUAGGCGGAAAGUAAUGAUUCUGCUGUUAGGACUUCUAGCUCUUCAUACCUGGUUUCGCCAAAUUCUAGAUCCUUUCUUGGCCUCUCUGGCUGGCCUCUUGGCCUCUUUGACUGGUCUUAUCAGUAACUAUGCUAAACGACAAGUUUUCAUAGCUUGCUUCACAACCCCCGUUAGUCCCUGUUGCCCCGAUUACAGCAGGAUAUCGUCAUGCUAUAGGAGCCUU
Messenger RNA from Closterium sp. NIES-67, 1315 nucleotides. The record is from the annotation of a GenBank genome assembly. Lineage: Eukaryota; Viridiplantae; Streptophyta; Zygnematophyceae; Desmidiales; Closteriaceae.